GACACCAUAACUGAGAUAGAUACCUUCCCAAAGUCUUCGGAACUUCGACGAUCAAAAAUCCAUUCUUUUCCCGCAUUUUCUCUCUCUUCAACAAUGUAUUCAUUGGAUUGUCGGGGGAAAAUCACUCUUUUUCCCUGAUAGUAGGGUUUUGUGAUGAAAUGGAUAUUCUUGAGAUUUUUGGUGAAUCUAGAUCAAAUUUGAGUCUUCCAACAAAGAGCGCAAUUUACGUAUGGGGCUACAACCAAUCUGGGCAAACUGGUCGGAAUGGUAAAGAGACAAGCUUGAGGAUCCCAAAACAGCUUCCUCCAGAGCUUUUUGGAUGCCCGGCUGGAGGUAAUUCUCGGUGGUUGGAUAUUGCUUGUGGCCGAGAGCAUACUGCAGCGGUGGCCUCCGAUGGCUCGCUCUUUACUUGGGGGUCAAAUGAGUUUGGUCAGUUGGGGGAUGGAAUGGAGGAAGGUAGGAAACAACCGAAAAAAGUGAAGCAAUUACAGACCGAAUUUGUGAUAUCUGUAUCUUGUGGAGCACAUUGUACCGCUGCUAUUGCAGAACCUCGUGAAAAUGAUGGAACCAUCUCAACUAGAAGACUCUGGGUUUGGGGACAAAAUCAGGGAUCUAAUUAUCCCCGUCUCUAUUGGGGAGCCUUUACUCCAAACACGAUUGUUCGCCAAGUUUCUUGUGGGGCUCUUCAUGUUGUAGCUUUAUCUGAGGAUGGCCUGCUACAAGCCUGGGGGUACAAUGAAUAUGGUCAGCUUGGCAGAGGUGUUACUUGUGAAGGGCUUCAGGGGGCUCGGGUUAUAAAUGCAUAUGCUAAGUUCCUUGACGAAGCACCCGAGAUGGUGAAGAUUUCCCAAGUGUCAUGCGGGGAGUACCACACAGCAGCUAUAUCGGAGAAAGGCGAGGUCUAUACCUGGGGCCUAGGUAGUAUGGGGCAACUUGGGCAUUGUUCUCUUCAGUCUGGGGACAAGGAACUAUUGCCAAGGCGCGUUGUUGCUCUUGAUGGGGUAUCUGUCAGCAAUAUUGCAUGUGGAGGCGUCCAUACAUGUGCUGUGACUGUAAAGGGAGCUCUUUAUGCUUGGGGUGGUGGUCAGGUGGGGCAGUUGGGGCUUGGCCCUCAGACUGGAUUCUUCUCAUGCAUUCGGGAUGAUUCCGAAAUGAUGCUUCGCAAUAUUCCGGUGUUGGUUAUCCCAACUGGCGUUCAACUUAUUGCCUGUGGACAUUGUCAUACUCUUAUCUCUACUAGAGAUGGAAGAAUUCAUGGAUGGGGUUACAAUAGCUAUGGUCAGGCAGCUAAUGAAAAAUCUAUAUAUGCUUGGUAUCCAUCUCCAGUUGAUUGGUGUGUUGGGGAAGUAAGGAAAUUGGCGGCUGGUGGUGGCCAUUCAGCGGUGUUGACUGAUGCUUGUUCCCUGAAAGAGUUGUGUGAGUUCAGGCUUGCGGACAGUGUGACAAUAUCAAAUGCUUCUGAGAUUGAGGAUGUUGCAUCCAGAACUGGAGCAGAUGCUUUAGCACGCCUUUGUGAAAGAUUGCGGGAGCAUAUCCUUGAUGGUGGUGAUCGCAACUAUAGAGAUGAUGAGUUCGGUGACGAAAGGAACUGAGAAAACAACAUGCAUGGUGCUGUUUGUGCUUUUCAUUCUGUCACUUUCUAUGAUUAGUUGAUCACCUAUUGUAUCAUUGCUCUUCUUUUUUUUUAUUGUAUCAUUGAUCUUGUCAGCAGAAUUAAACAUUGAACUGUCGUAUUUGGAUGAAGGGUAACCCCUUGUGGUUAUGAUAAGGCAUAUAUGUAUAACAAUUAUUGUUAUCACUUGUUUCAUUUAGGUUUGUUUUUUAGACUUACAGAAGCAUUUCACACACUUU
Ilex paraguariensis (yerba mate) is the source of this 1851-nucleotide messenger RNA. NCBI's taxonomy places the organism in Eukaryota, Viridiplantae, Streptophyta, Magnoliopsida, Aquifoliales, Aquifoliaceae. The record is from the annotation of a GenBank genome assembly.